This is a messenger RNA of Misgurnus anguillicaudatus (oriental weatherfish), 3242 nucleotides long. It is a transcript of the gene cnga2a, whose product is annotated as cyclic nucleotide gated channel subunit alpha 2a. NCBI's taxonomy places the organism in Eukaryota, Metazoa, Chordata, Actinopteri, Cypriniformes, Cobitidae. Gene Ontology annotation, molecular function: cGMP binding; intracellularly cAMP-activated cation channel activity; intracellularly cGMP-activated cation channel activity. Gene Ontology annotation, cellular component: intracellular cyclic nucleotide activated cation channel complex; plasma membrane. Gene Ontology annotation, biological process: monoatomic cation transmembrane transport. The record is from RefSeq and is a predicted model, not a curated record.
AAGCAUCUGCUGGAAUAACAAUAAGCCUUCAUCAUGUAUAAAAGCCUUUGGACUGUGUGUAACAUUCACCGACCUCACUGUAUAACAACAAUACCGCAUAUAUACUAACAGAUCACAGUUUAAAAGAACAGACAAGACUUAGAUUCAGAUAUUAACGCCGUAUGAGAAGAGAUAUAGUGAGAUAUGAGCAGACUGAGGUGGUGAGCUGUGUGAUGUCAUAUGUUAAUAUCUCUCCUUCUCAUCCAGCUCUCUCACCCCCCUCCUGCCCACUCAUCUCCCCUUCUAUCAGUCUCUCUGUUUAGGGGUCUGUCAGACCACCGCCACCAUCUGUCUGGAAUACAUGCAGUAAACCCAAGAUGUGUUAAGUUUAAUCAUUAUUGUAAUAAAGUUUUCUGAUAUCAGAGGAGAAAACAUGCAAAGCUUGGUGGUAUUUGAACAUUUUAGAGUCAAGGACGUCUGAAGAUUUAAUACACAUAGAAGAAGAAGAAAACUGACAGGAUAAAGAGGAUGACAGGUCGAGUGUUGGUGGAGAGUUUGGAUUUAUCAGCUCAUAGACUCUCUGUAAAAACAUCUGCUGAAGAUGAGUCCGAGCAUGCAGACAGCCGCGGUCAGUCCAUAUGUGAUGAUACAUCAUCAGAGUUACAGCGAAUGGCCACCCUGGAUCCCUGUCGACUAAACUCACGAAACUCUUUCCGAGGCAGAGGAGCUCUGUCCAGGUUUGUGAGUAUGGUGGUCACUCUUAGAGACUGGGCCCAUAAAAGUCUUCAGGAAGAACAGGAAAGGCCGGAUUCCUUCUUGGAGCGCUUUCGGGGACCAGAGCUUCAAAUGGCGCCCAGUCGUAUAAGCAUUAAUCGACCUGAUGCCCAUGAUGGGAACAACAGCAACAAAAUAAGGAAGAAGACGGAUGUUUUCAUACUGGCACCUGCUGAUGACUUGUACUACCGUUGGUUGUUUGUUAUUGCCGCAGCUGUGUUGUACAAUUGGUGUUUUGUGGUGGCUAGGGCCUGCUUUGAUGAGCUUCAAACCAGAAACUUUAUCCUCUGGCUGGUUUUGGAUUACCUCUCUGAUGUCAUCUAUAUAUUGGACACCUGUGUACGAUUGAGAACAGGUUUCCUUGAGCAGGGUCUUCUGGUGAAGGACCUCGCCAAGUUAAGAGACAGCUAUUUUCAUACAUUACAGUUCAAACUGGACCUGGUCUCCAUAUUACCCACAGACCUUGCCUACAUCAUCAUCGGCAUUCAUGUGCCCGAGCUGCGAUUCAAUCGACUGUUGCGCUUCUCGCGCCUCUUUGAGUUCUUUGACCGAACCGAGACCCGCACGAGCUGCCCCAACAUGUUUCGCAUUUGCAACCUGGUGCUCUACAUCUUAGUUAUCAUUCACUGGAAUGCCUGCAUUUACUUUGCCAUCUCAAAGUCUCUGGGAUUCGGAUCCGACCAAUGGGUCUAUCCGAACAUCUCCGAUCCUGAGUUCGGGACGCUCACGCGAGGAUACGUCUACUGCCUGUAUUGGUCCACCCUCACGUUGACCACCAUCGGGGAAAUGCCCGCUCCGGUGCGUGACGAGGAGUACCUUUUUGUCGUUUUUGACUUCCUUGUUGGUGUACUCAUUUUUGCCACCAUCGUCGGUAAUGUGGGCUCCAUGAUAUCGAGCAUGAAUGCCACAAGGGCUGAGUUUCAAGCUCGCAUCGAUGCCAUCAAACAUUACAUGCAGUUCCGGAAGGUCAGCAAAGAGCUAGAAGCCAGAGUCAUCAAAUGGUUCGACUACUUGUGGACCAAUAAGAAAUCGAUCGACGAGCAGGAGGUUCUUAAGAACCUGCCCAACAAACUACGGGCAGAGAUCGCUCUUAACGUACACUUAGAUACUUUAAAGAAGGUCCGGAUCUUCCAGGAUUGUGAGGCGGGUCUUCUGGUGGAACUGGUCCUCAAGCUGCGGCCACAGGUUUUUAGUCCCGGAGAUUACAUCUGCAGAAAGGGGGACAUCGGAAAAGAGAUGUACAUCAUCAAAGAAGGUCGCCUUGCCGUCGUCGCCGACGAUGGGGUGACCCAGUUCGCGCACUUAACGGCCGGCAGCUGCUUCGGAGAGAUUAGCAUCCUCAACAUCAAAGGAAGCAAAACGGGCAACCGUCGCACGGCUAACAUCCGUAGCAUCGGCUACUCUGACCUGUUUUGCUUGUCGAAGGAUGACCUCAUGGAGGCCGUAUUGGAGUAUCCCGAUGCCAAGAAGGUUCUGGAGGAGAGGGGAAGGCAGAUCCUUUUGAAAGAAGGUCUACUGGAGGAAUUGGGAGCUGGUGGAUUGGGAGAGGAAAAGAUAGAAGAGAAAGUAGAGAGGUUGGAGGCUUGUCUUGAACUGUUACAGACUCGCUUCGCCCGCUUACUAGGUGACUACACUGCAACUCAGCAGAAACUGAAGCAGCGGCUCACGGCUCUGGAGUGCAGGACACAUCAGUCCGGUAGUGGCUUUCUCUCAGAUGGCAAUGACAGCACCAUUGAUGGUGAUGGUACCCACAGUGAGGUCAACAUCCAACUCUGAGCACUUUUGUCGAAAACAAAACAUUGUACGUAUUGUACGUCUUAAUAACCAAUGAUAGCAAUAACGCUCCUCCUAGAAAUGUAUCUUUGAUUUAAUGAUAAACGCUAGACCCAACAGUGUUCUUUCAGACAGUCCAGAAUAGAUGAAUGUAACAAUAAAGUGUAAGCGAACAGUAUCACAGUCCUCUGUAAGCCCUGUCGAUCGUGCCAGUCCUAUGUCUUGUGUUGAAAUCUGGAUGUCACCACAUCUAGGUUGGCAUUGUUUUACCUGUAGUAUUCUGACCCCUUUGCUUUGGGUGUUAUGUUCUUGUUUCAUGGUCAUGCUUUGUCAGAGAAUGAUGUUUGAGUCUUCUCCAAAGUCAUGCUCUAUGUUUCUUGUGUUCUGUAUGUGGAAGCAUAUUGCAUUUUUUCUGUCUCUCAUGUCUUGACCCCGCCCCCUUUGUUCUCUGUUAUUGUUUCAGUUAUAAGUCCAUGCCCUUCACAUGUUUUCCCUCGUCACCUUCCUUAAUUUUGCUCCUAUUUAUUGUCAUUGUGUUUGCUUUUCUGUACUGGUCUUUUUGUGUGUCUACUCUUGAAUCCAGUGGCCUCGACCAUGAAUCCAGUUUAUUGGCUAUUGUAAGUCUAGCAUUAGUUAGUUCCUAACAAAACAAAAUUUAAACAGAUUUGUUUUUCUAUAAUAGAAUUUGAGGAGAGCACAAAAAUAUAUAGUUUACA